AUGAAAGUACAACCUCGAAAAGACAAGACCAUCUCGCAGGAGCACGAUAUGGCGGCUUCAUCUUCAUCUACUGCACCAGGGUUCAUGAGCAAGACUGCCACCAACGACGAUAAUAUGAGAACCAACGACCCCGCUGGACCCAAGCCUAUCGCAUGGCAACACAACUACUUCGCGACCUGGCUUUCGAUUAAUCUCGUGUGCUGGUUCAUCAUCUCCGGGCUCGGCUCCGGCAGCGUCACCAUCCCGUCGGAAGGCCAAGCUAUCAUCGGCGGCUUCGCAUCCUUUAUCUUCGCCGGCUCGUUCCUUGGCACCCUCAUCAUGGUCGAAGAAGUGUGGUCGCAGACGUCCCACACUCGAAUGCUUGCCGGUACUAUGGGACUCGGGUUGACGGCGACGUACGCUCUCAUGGGUGAAGGCUGGAAUAACGGCUGGCAUCGGACUGCCGUUGCGCUGAGCGGAGGGUACGUCGGGUUCGUGCUGGAGUCUGCGACGGGGGUGUUUGGCUUGUUGCUUCAGGGUCUUGCCAAUACUGGCGAGCCGCAGGAUCCUGCGGUAGUCACGGAUAAGAAGGGCUAG
Molecule: messenger RNA, 576 nt
Organism: Colletotrichum chrysophilum
Lineage: Eukaryota; Fungi; Ascomycota; Sordariomycetes; Glomerellales; Glomerellaceae
Exons: 1
Coding region: 1-576 (191 amino acids)
Source: RefSeq, a predicted model, not a curated record